GAAUAUUGAGAAAUUGGCCGUUGCUCUUGACUUGAUUGUCUCUUUACGGCGUAGAGAAUAGAAGUCAAAUCACAAUGUCUACAUUGUUUCAGCCGGCCCGCACGUUGAUGCGCCCUUGUACCGGCUCCAAAAUUCCCAGAGUAUUUUCACAACUUCCUCCGACCUAUCGAUCAUUCCAUGCCUCCCCACGAACUCAGUCUCUCGAUUCUGUAUUGAUAGCUACACAUGGAGUUCUAGAAGGACUUCACUCUUUUACUGGUCUGCCAUGGGCUUUUACACUACCUCUCACUGCUUUAGCUAUUCGGACCGUCCUUAUCUUCCCACUCGGUAUCAAUUCACGACGAGCUGCGCAAAAACAAAUCGACUUAAUGCCCCUCAUGAAUGCAUGGCAACAUCAAUUUAGAAAACAAUCAAUACAAGAAGUUGGCCAUUUGGGGCCGGAUGCAGCAAAUCAGUUUGUUAAGGACAAAAUGAAUAAGAAGAAGAGGGAACUCUAUUCAAGAUACAGUUGUGGUACUUGGAAACAUUAUCUGCCAUUUUUGCAAUUGCCCGUUUGGAUGAUCGCUGUAGAGACGAUUCGAAAAAUGUGCGGCGCACACGAUGGAUUAUUGAAAUGGAUCGAAUCGCUGUUCAUAUCGAGUAAAGCAAAUGAGGCGGCGGCUACCACGGAUCUGGACCUGGGCUCUCUACUAUUAGAGCCCACCUUCGCGACAGAAGGGGCAUUGUGGUUUCCCAAUCUUCUCAUUUCGGAUCCAAUGUUGAUACUACCUUUCAUGCUCUCUGGGUCCAUUCUAUUGAAUCUCACAGGCCAGGGAAAACCUAAGAGUGUAUUCAUGAAGAGAUUGAUGAAUUCGUUGAAGGUAGUUGCUCUUGCAAUUAUUCCACUUACAUUGCAGAUGCCGAGUGCAAUGUUGGUGUAUUGGACAUCUUCCUCUUUGCUUGCUUUUGGACAAGCCAAGAUGUUGGAUGUUUUUAUGCCGAUUAGAAAACCUGUAGUACCAUGUAAAGGGGGUCAGCCUGUUAGAUAUGCAGGUACCAGGGAGAGGAGUUGAAGCUAUAGUAUGGUUGCUAUGGACAAUAGGCAGUAAUGAUCUGAACAACUGAUAUACCCUGUGAGAGAUGAAUAAUGAUCGGCGUAAGAGUCAAGAAAGGAAUGGAGCAUGCGAUUUCGGACGUGAGGGAUUGAGCAGCGAAACGUAACCCAUAUUGGCGGCCAAAAAGGAGUGGAACAUUGGUGCGGGCAAAUGGACAAUUUGAGACGAAUCUAAUCGUCGACUGGGGGACGCAAAUCAGUAGUGCAAAAGCUACGAUUAGAUAGCUAUGCUUUUUCACAGCAGGUCCGGACAACUGUCAAAGUACGUACCUCAGCAACAUCUACAACAUCUAGACAAUUUGCGACGUAUAAUGUAUCUUGCCCCCAUCUUCCCAUAGACAUCCAUUACAGCUCGAUAAUGAAUCAACUGGAUUCACUCAUGUAACCUUUCAGCCUUUUAGUCAGAGUUCCAACCAGUUACUGCUCAUCCUUGUUCCAAUAAAAACACGCUAGCAUAGUAUUGUGCACGCUAGAUUACCAAUUAGCAUUUAUUUUCA
Molecule: messenger RNA, 1590 nt
Organism: Botrytis cinerea B05.10
Lineage: Eukaryota; Fungi; Ascomycota; Leotiomycetes; Helotiales; Sclerotiniaceae
Exons: 1
Coding region: 75-1052 (325 amino acids)
Biological process (GO): protein insertion into mitochondrial inner membrane from matrix; mitochondrial respiratory chain complex IV assembly
Cellular component (GO): mitochondrial inner membrane
Molecular function (GO): membrane insertase activity
Source: RefSeq, a predicted model, not a curated record